Messenger RNA from Phragmites australis (common reed), 4676 nucleotides. Its product is annotated as nuclear intron maturase 4, mitochondrial-like. Gene Ontology annotation, biological process: mRNA processing. The record is from RefSeq and is a predicted model, not a curated record. The transcript is spliced from 5 exons. NCBI's taxonomy places the organism in Eukaryota, Viridiplantae, Streptophyta, Magnoliopsida, Poales, Poaceae. Bases 621 to 3146 code for a protein of 841 amino acids.
UGCUAGCUAUGUAUAUGAAAUAUAUUUUACUAAUUAAAAAAUUAUAAGAAAAAUUAGCGGAUAAUCUCUUUUUUUAUAUCAUCUAAAAUCAAACUACGAUAUCACUCCUAACGUAUUCAUUCGGCGACACUUCCACAACACAUCUAUAUCUUCGUACCUUAAGUUUGUGCUUAACAUUACAUCGUUCAAUAUUUAUAUUUUUGUUACAAUGCACGAACACUUAGCUAGUUUAUUUGAAUUUGAGAAUUACACAGCAUUCUUACUGAAUUUACACCAUUUAUUUGAAAAUUCCUACUGAAUUUACACUAUUUCAUUUGAAAUUCCUGCGGUCCUGCCCUUUGCCCAUUGUCUCAUUGGCCUCGUUCUCGACUACACUGCCCAUCUUGCGCGCAGUCGUCUUCCCCGGUUGCGGUGGACAGACACAAGGGUCCCGUACUUCCCGGCGAGAGGGUUGGGCCCCACCGGCUUUAUAACAGGCGAAGGCCACAUCGCCGGCGCGGUCGCGGACGACUCAUCCGACGCGACCGAACGUCACGGGGGGAACACCGGCACCGACCUCCCCCCGCCGCGCGCACCACCUGUUCGACGCAAUGCCCCGCUAGACCGCGGCACCUGACGCCAUGUCCUUCCUUGCGUCCGGUCGCGGCCGCCUCCUCCGGGAGCUCUCUAGGCGCCGCCCGCCGCGUCACGGGCAAGGAGGUCGCGCUGCGUGCUUCCGCCGGUACGUGGCGCACCACCUCUCGCUCGAUGGAGUUGACGACGCGGCGGAGAAAGCCGUGGAACCUCCGCCGGCGCUGGCGCCACCGGUGUCUCUGGCGAAGAGCCUUGCUUCCCUCGCCGAGGAGUCGGCCGCGGCCGCCCAGAGGCAGAGGAAGCCCUUGUCGCGCAUGGAGCGGAAGCGGUUGGCCGAGCUCCGCAUCAAGAAGAGGGUCAAGGCGCAGUACCUGAACGGCAAGUUCUACGACCUCAUGGGCAAGGUGGUGGCGAACGCUGACACGUUGGAGGAUGCCUAUGACAUUGUCCGGCUUAACUCAAACGUUGAUUUAGCGUCUGCAAAAGAUGAUGUCUGCUUUGUCACGCUGGCGGAGCAGCUCAGGAGCAGUGCGUUUGAUGUUGGAGUGAAUACUUUCUCGGUGGUGGCGAAGAGGCAAGGAAGAGGAGGGCGGCUUGUUCUUCCAAGGCUGAACUUGAAAGUUGUUCAGGAAGCGGUAAGGGUGGUGCUUGAGGUUGUGUACAGACCUCAAUUCUCAAAGAUAUCACAUGGUUGUCGGAGUGGGCGAGGGUAUCACUCAGCUCUCAGGUUCAUAGCCAAUGAAAUUGGGGUUCCGGAUUGGUGCUUUACUGUCUCCAUGCACAAAGAGGUUGAUAGCAAUGUAACCUCUAAGCUUAUUUCACUAAUAAAGGAGAAGAUUGAGGACACCCAGUUGGUUGCAUUCAUGCAAGAUAUGUUUGAUGCCAAGGUGAUCAAUUUGGUAUUUGGUGAGUACCCCAAGGGCCAUGGGCUUCCGCAAGAAGGAGUACUUGCACCAAUCCUGAUGAACUUAUAUCUUGACAGUUUCGACCAUGAGGUGUUUAGGAUUUGCUUGAAACAUGAAGGCCUUGGUUCAGAGGCAACAAAAGUUUCAGAACCCCAUGGGUCAAAUUUGCGUCGCUGGUUUCGGAGUCAACUGAAGGGCAGGGAUGAAAAUAUUGAAGAUCAGAAAGAUUGUCAGACAAAGAUAAGGCUAUACGCUUGUAGAUAUAUGGAUGAGAUUUUUGUUGCAGUUGCUGGAUCUAGAAAUGCUGCAGAAGUUAUAAAAUCUGAAAUUGUUGCUUACUUGAGAAAAUCACUUUAUCUGGAUAUCGAUGAUAGAUUGUAUCUUAUGCCAGUCAGAAGGAACUCCCGGGGCUUACAGUUUGCUGGAAUCGUGGUCAGAGUAGAAACAAAGGAAAAUGCUAAACUGAAAGCUGUGCAUAAGCUGAAGGAGAAGAUUGGUUUGUUUGCUUCUCAAAAGCAAGAGAUAUGGGACGCUAUGAAUCUUAGAGUAGGAAAGAAGUGGUUGGCCUAUGGUUUGAGAAGGGUAAAAGAGAGUGAGAUCAAGUCACUUGGUCUUAGCACCCCUUUGCUGGAUCACGUUGCACAAUUUAGGAAAGAGGGAAUGAAGACAGAUCAUUGGUUCAAAACUUUACUAAAGGUAUGGAUGCAGGAUGUCAAUGCCAAAAAUGAGCUUAAUGAGGAUGUUCUCCUUUCAAAAUACAUUGCUGAACCAGCACUUCCUCAAGAUCUGAGAGAUGCAUUCUACAACUUUCAGAAGCAAGCUAAAGAUUACAUCUCAUCAGAAACUGCUGCUACAGAAGCAUUGCUGUCCAAUUUAAAGAACAAGGAAUCAAUUAGUGCCUGCACUGAUGGCGAUGUCAUUAAAAUUCAUGCACCUCUUCGCUAUAUCCAGAAGUGCCUUCAUCGCUAUGGUCUAAUCAAUCUCGAAGGUUUCCCAAGACAUGUUUCAGCCCUUGUCUUGCAAGAUGACGACUUAAUAGUAAGUUGGUUUGCAGGAAUAAUUAAUCGUUGGAUGAGAUGGUUCUCUGAGGUUGAUAAUUUUAAAGAACUUCAGCUUAUGUUGGUUGAAUGUGUCAGGAAAUCUUGCAUCCGGACAUUAUCGGCGAAGUACCGAAUGUAUGAAAAAUUGACAGAAAAGCGGUUUGAACUUGAUGAUCAUGGCAUUCCAAGGGUUGAGGAUUUUGAGGCAAUAAUUAAACCUUUAGAAUCUACUUAUUCUUUGGCUUCCACUGAUGAAGCUUUGAUGUAUGGCAUUUCUUGUAGUGGUUUAUUUGUGCUAACACUGUCAAGAGUUAGAGUCCCUGCCAGACAAUUCAAAUGCUUUGUCAUUGGCUGCCAAUCUGCAUCACCAAGUAUGUAUGUGCUUCAUGUGAAGGAGAAACAGCGUUUUCCUGGAUGGAGAACGGGUUUCGCAUCAUCAAUUCAUGGGAGUUUGGAUGGUAGACGAAUUGGAUUGUGCACCCAGCAUGUUAAAGACCUAUAUCUGGGACACAUCUCCCUUCAAUCAGUUGAUUUUGAUUCCCUGGUAAACAUAGCAUGCAUUUGUGAGAGACAACUAAGUGGUAUGCCUGUGGACUACUCCAAAAUUGAAAGUGAGCCUACAUUUUGAAGUGGCUCCUUUUCGGUGAGUGGUUCAGACUUCAUAGUACAUCAGUUUUAGUUGGCAGCUCUUCAAUGUUAUAAAAAGUGCUAGGUGGGCCAUGGGGUGGCACCUAGUGCCUAAUCACUGCCUUGGUAGGCUAGACGGCGAUUAGGUGCUAGGCAUCUAGGUAGGCUAGGCAGCUGCUGAACUUUGAUCUAAUCAUAGUGGUUCUAAAAUUUAUUGCAUGAAAGCACAUUACCAGGAAGAAUUGAUGGCAUUAACACAACUUUCUGUCAAAGAAAAAAGGAACGCUUCUAAUGCAUUUAUCGGUAGUGGAACAUAACUUUGCUUUGUGCACUUUUGGUGCCUUCUGGUCUUUAUCAUGGUACAUUGCAUAUCAAGCUUUUGCCACUGUAUUCAUUAUAUAGGUAGCUGUCGUAUUUGUAGAUUCAAUCAUCAAUAUGGCUGCAUUGUUCCGGUUGUCUGUGUUUAGUGCAUCUUGAGACUGCAUUGUUCUUGUUCUCCAGUUUUUUCCAAAUGAUGACGCAAGCCAAUCAGUGCUUUUUAAUGAAUGUGCUGGUACAAGCUGUGUGUUGGAACUAUAUAAUUAUGUCAUUUGGUUGAACAAAAUGUGUAUCAGUAAAUGGUUACCAUCUAUUUCAUGAUAUCACAUCAUUAAGAAACCAAGCAACUUAUGGGCCAUAAAUAAUGAUGAAACAAUUGAACCCAUGCCAUUCUUUUUGAAAAGUUUCUGUCUCUCGGGCAUAUACAUAUACGAGUGAUAAUAUCUGCUGAAAAUCAAGUUCAUUUGACAGACUAUUGCAUUGCAAGCCCUGCUGGUUGACUUGGUGGUUGUAUGUUGAGUUUGUUACUCAUAUACAAUGGCAGUUGUUGCAUGAUAAGUUCCUAACUGGAUCAGGCAGCAAACUGUGUAAUGAUGGAUGUGCUAAAAACAGAACUCAAGGAAAAAGGGGGCUGGUCUGAUCCUUCAAAAACUUUUGAUGUAGAAAAGAGCACAAUGCACUCAGAUUCACAAGAGGCGGUUGCAAACACAUGUUGCAUUUUCCAUCAGUGAUAGACUUCGGCAAAGGCAGUAGUUUCCAAGGAUCUCAUGAAUUGUAUAGAAGAUUUUGAGUGCCUUGGGCCUUCUGCCGCGGUGCUGCCAGUGCAUGCAGUGAGGAAUAAGAGGCAAAGCUUAGUGGCCAACCAGAAAGGUUUCCGGUGACCAAGGCCUGAGCCUAGAGUUUCACUUCCUGUUGAUCUAAAGUGUUGGUCAUUGCAAAUGGCUUGGAAAAGCAUGAGCAGGAUGCCAGCUUGAGCUUUGGUUCUGCUGCUGGAGCGCAUGGGCUGGGGACACAGGUUCUAGGCCUCUCUGCCCCUGGUGUGAAGAUUCAUACCGUGACUGGAAUGUAAUGUACUCUAGUCGUACCAGCUGCGUGUCCAUGUCUUGGCACUGCAGUUUGUGUGUUUCACGCAUCUAAAGUGAAAUGAUUUGGAGCACUUCAUUAUUGUUCAUUUUGUCUAUUUACCGAGAUCAAGCGAAAUUGAUUCUUCGAA